This is a messenger RNA of Talaromyces atroroseus, 1362 nucleotides long. RefSeq lists its product as hypothetical. The transcript is spliced from 2 exons. The record is from RefSeq and is a predicted model, not a curated record. Gene Ontology annotation, molecular function: protein binding. Lineage: Eukaryota; Fungi; Ascomycota; Eurotiomycetes; Eurotiales; Trichocomaceae. Bases 1 to 1362 code for a protein of 453 amino acids.
AUGUCAUCGGAAAAACCUCAAUCAAUAUCUUCACUUAUCACUGAAUUUCUGGACCAACCACCAAGCUGUCUGGAAUUUUGUCCCCAAGACCCCGAUUAUUUCGUGAUAGGCACCUAUCUACUUCAUGAAGAAAAGCCAGAACAACAACAGAGUGGUCGAGAAAAUGCCUCCUCCACGUCCACAGUCAAGCAGACCAAAACAGGAACUCUUCAGCUGUGGCAUUUGAAUGCUACUACUCCUCAAUUGCAAGAGAAGCAAGUGGUGACCUUGUCCCAUGCUGUCUUCGACUUGCAUUUCCACCCACGACAGUCGACUCUACUGGGAAUUGCCGGUAGCGAUGGGACUGUUUCCCUCUACAGUAUCUCCUGUUCUCAUCAUGACAGUUCCAAUUAUCCGCACAUUCAGCACAUUUGGACGAGAUCUGUGCACGACGAGGAUCCAGGCUCCAUUCCAUCCUUGUACCUGACCUGGUUCCCGAAAAGUUGGUUUCCGACGACAUCGUCGUAUCCCGAUGGGUUUGCAGUGACGUUUGCUGAUGGUAGGACAUCUGUCUUUUCUACCCCGCUUCCUGCAGCAGCAGCUCAACAGGGGAAAGAAAGAAACGGGGAAGGAGGACAGCAUGAUAUAGCCAAGGGAAACGGAUUAGAUUUGAUAGAGACUCAAUUUGAGGCUCCAAAUGGUGUUGCCAUUGAGGCUUGGUUCGUGGCCUUGGCUAGUUAUACGGAAGAAGAAGCAGCGACAGACGAUUCUUCGAUAAAGUCAUCAUCAUUCAUUUUCACGGGCGACGAUUUUGGCUCGCUGAAUAUACGGAAGUUUUGCGCUCCAGACGAGGAGGGUGAUGAUGGGACUAGCUCUGAUUUAUCGUUAGAGGAUUGCAUGAUAUCUGACACAAGCGAUAGAGCUCGCCAUCACACAGCUGGCGUUACGGCUAUAUUACCAUUACCGAUUAUGAACAUGGUCGCAAACGCGCCGAUAUUGUUGACUGGGAGUUAUGACGAGUAUAUUCGAGUGUAUCAUGCGAAUUCAAGAAGAGGCACGGUUCUUGCAGAGAGUCGGUUAGGUGGUGGAGUUUGGCGACUACAAGUUAUCGAUACGGAGGAAGCUGACGCUGGAGAAAUAAAUUUUCUGGUUCUGGCAAGCUGCAUGCACGCUGGCACGAGAGUUGUGAAAGUCACCUGGAAGAGGAGACAAGCAACAGAAAUUGGCGACUGGGAUAUACAGGUAUUGGCGCAAUUCACGGAGCAUGAAAGCAUGAAUUAUGCUUCGGGCUUUUGGAAGGGGAAUAGAUCUACUUCAGAUAUGGUUUGUGUCUCGACCAGCUUCUACGAUAAAAGACUGUGCUUGUGGAAGCUUCAGUUAUGA